UAUUAAAUAAUAUUGAUCAUUCCUUACCAACCAUAAUAUUGGGGGAUUUUAACAAAGAUUUGAAUGGCUAUGCUUAUGAUUCACAAAUAUCAUACCAAAAUUGGCAGAUUUUAUAUUAGCCUUUUUGGAUUUGCCAAUCUGUCAGUAUAUGUAGCUAUACAUGUAAAUUUACAUGUAAGGCAGAUUUGCAAAGAAAUAAAUAAAUGCCCAAGUGUGUAAUCUAUUUACUGAUAGUAGCCGUGUUGUAACAUGCAGUAAUAACAGUUACCAUUACUGUAUGUACAUGUACAUGUAUGUUAAAAGUGACAUAAAUUCAAAGUAUUUGUUUCUUUUCAGAUCAGAGAGCCAUGAAGACCUUAAAACAAGUCCUUACAGAUGCUAAAGUAGAAUAUACAAAGGAUAUUCAAAUUAUUGUUCUUGGGAAAACUGGUGCUGGUAAAUCAGCACUUAUCAACAGCAUCAUUGACUUGGAGAGAAUAGUUGCUAAAGAAGGUGCUGAUACGGAGCCAUGCACAGGCACUGUCCGACUCUACCAAUGUUCUAAUGUCAUUCCUGGGGUUAAUGUUACAAUUAUUGAUACACCUGGUCUACAGGAUAUUCAUCAAAAGGAGCAGUGGUACAUACAACAAAUGAAGAGCAAAUGUCAAGAGGUCACCCUAAUACUCUAUUGUAUGAAAAUGACUGAUCGCCGACUUACGAAUGAUUAUAUAGUUGCCAUGAAGAAGCUUCAUCAAGCCUUUGGCCCGAAGUUUUGGGAAAGAGUUGUGUUUGUCCUCACUUUUGCGAACAAGGAAGAUUGUGAUGAGCGAAUAGAUAUAGAUGAGCCAGAAUCAGACUCUGAACCACCUGAUGAUGAUGACGAAGCUUGGGCUGAAAUAACGAGGAAACGAUUUACUCAUAGAAUUGAACAUCGAUCUAAAGCAAUAAAUGUGUUUUUAAAGGAUACUUUUCAUAUCAAUGAUGUCCCUUUUUCAGUUGCUGGAACGUACAAAUCACAUCGCAAAAACCGUAAACCUAUGGUCCUACCAGAUAGGGAGAAUUGGGUGGUUCAUUUUCUCUCACUUUGUUCUCAUGAGAUUAAAGAAAAGCACAAGUUUACUAAAUUUAGUUUAAAUCACAAGAUCCACUUUGCUAUCAUUAUUGAUAAUUAUGGGGAGGUCAGAGAGGACACUGAAAAAAAUGAUCAGGUCAUUAUUUUAAAAGAGGCUUUGGAAGGUCUUGGUUUUUGCACCCUCUGCUUUAAUAAUCUCAAUCUUGAGUCAAUUCUUUUCCUUUUUGAAGCAUUUCAACACGUUGAUCAUUCUCAGUUGGCAUCAUUUGCAUUAUUAUUUCUCAGUAAAGGAAAUACAAAUCAUCUUUAUGAUGCUAAUAGCACAGUCAUUACGUUUGAACAAAUUUUUGCAUUUUUUAAAGACACUGAUGCCUCUAAAAUCCCCAAGCUUUUUCUUUUUCAUUUGGCCUAUGAUGGUAAACCACCAAGUGAUCGACUGGUGGUUCCUGAUCCUCCUAAUAAUUCUAUUGCUUUGGUCGUGUCUGUAAAGCAUUUGAAAUCUAUGAAUGUUUCACCAGCUCUUACUUCUAUUGUUGUCAAUCUGCUACCUGAAGAAUGUCAUAGCAAGCCUCUGGAGCAAUGCUUUCAAGAAAUGAAGCAGCAGAUUAAGCAACUGGAUAAAGCAACUUGUAUCUAUAAUAACAGUCUUCAAGAAUGCUUUGUUUUGCCAACUUCUUGUGCAGUUAAUGUUCAUGAGUUACUGGAAAGGAAGUAUCAUUUGUGUUAUGCAAUGUGGUAUUUUAUUCGUCACAAGACAAUAGAAGUGUUGUUGGAGAAUAAAGAUGAGGUGAUGAAAAUAGUUCGAUAUGAAAGGAUAAGCAAGAUAAUGUCAUCAGCAGCUGGUAUAGUGGGAGGAGGUAUGAUUGGAGUCGGUGUGCUGUUUGCUAUUCCUACUUGGGGUGCUUCAUUGAAUGUUGCUGUUGCUGGCGGUGCAAUUAGUCUUAUGGGUGCUGGUGGCAAUCUGGUUUCUUCUAUUGCAUCAAAAGUGGCAUCCAAUAAACGUUUGAAGAACGCUCAGUUUUUUGUUACUUUUGAUCGGCAGUUUAGUAUUCAACUAAAUACUGUAGUUGCAAAGUAUGCAGAAUCACUUGAAUCGUUCAAAAAAGAAACUUUUAUUAGUGGAGUGAAUGCAUUUACUGGUGUAAUUGGUGCUGCUCGAGUUGUCGUUGAAGAAGGAAGUGAAUUAGCAUUAAAAACUGCUAGUAAAGUACUAGUAGUAGUUACUAUUCCUCUUGAUGUUGCUGUUUUGAUUUACAAUUCUUAUCUGAUACACAAUGCAGCUCAGGAUGAGACUGGCCAGACUGAUAGCAACAGCACCAUUCAAAAAUUAAUAGAACAAUUUGGAGACUCUUUAAAAGGUUUCUUUCAUGUUAUUGAGACUUCAAAACACAGAGAGAGUGGUGAAGUAAUUAAUAGAGAGUAUGGCUAUAAAGUGAUUCUUCAAAAGUCUAUUCCACAAGAGAAACCUCCAGUAACAGUGUCCACUAUACUCUCUGGUCCAUUUAAUUUACCUGAAGAAGCAGUAUUAGUCAGUGCAGUUUAUGAUGUCCUGAUUGACAAAAGCUUUAAAGGGUAACUUCAGUGGCAUU
Molecule: messenger RNA, 2640 nt
Organism: Amphimedon queenslandica
Lineage: Eukaryota; Metazoa; Porifera; Demospongiae; Haplosclerida; Niphatidae
Exons: 4
Coding region: 348-2627 (759 amino acids)
Biological process (GO): proteolysis
Molecular function (GO): cysteine-type endopeptidase activity; GTP binding
Source: RefSeq, a predicted model, not a curated record